AUGACUCAAAGUAUUAUAAAAGGUAAAGACACUCUUACUCUUCAAUUGAGCGGUAUUGAAACAACUUUCCACCAUAUUUGGCUCCGGGACCACUGUCGUUGUGAGGCAUGCUACUUUGACACCACAAAACAGCGUCUUCUCAAUUCCGCUACCAUAGAUGAGGACAUUCAUCCUGUUGAAGUGACUGUGAACAAUGAAAAACUACAUGUGACGUGGAGUCAAGAUCAGCACAAGUCGGUUUAUGACUUGAGCUGGUUGCAACUUCACUCCUACAAUCCUCCAGUCUUGCCCAAGGAGACUGUUCAGAACGAAAAGAAGUUGUUGAGUCGUCAAUUUUGGAGAACCAAGGAUAUGGAGAACAACAUGCCUGCUGUUGAUUUCAAUUCAAUCAUGGCUUCCAGCGAUGCAUCUGAUGGCGAGGCUGCAAUCAAGGACUGGUGUGAGAAAAUCUGGCGCCAUGGUUUUAGUCUCAUUGACAACGUACCGGUGACCCCUGAGGCGACCGAACAGCUUUGCGAGAAGCUCAUGUAUAUACGCCCGACUCAUUAUGGUGGUUUCUGGGAUUUUACUUCGGACCUAGGCAAGAAAGACACUGCUUAUACCAACUUCGACAUUUCGGCGCACACAGAUGGAACCUAUUGGUCUGACACGCCUGGUUUGCAGUUGUUCCAUCUCUUGUACCACGACGGUACUGGAGGCACCACGUCUUUGGUUGAUGCUUUCCAAUGUGCCGAGCUUUUGAAAAAGGAGCAUCCAGACAGCUACGAUCUCUUGACCAAGAUCCCAGUUCCUGCCCACUCCGCAGGCGAAGAAAAGGUUUGUAUUCAGCCUGAUAUUGCGCAGCCUGUGUUGAAGCUUGAUGCCAAUGGAGAAUUAAUUCAAGUGAGAUGGAAUCAAAGUGACCGUUCUUGUAUGGACUCUUGGUCAAACCCUGAAGAUGUGCCCAAAUUCUACGCUGCCCUUCGUCAUUGGUACAAAAUUAUUUCAUCUCCAGAGAAUGAGAUUUUCUAUCAAUUGCGUCCUGGUCAAUGUUUGAUCUUUGACAACUGGCGUUGCUUCCAUUCAAGAACAGAAUUCACCGGAAAGCGUAGGCUUUGUGGAGCAUACAUCAAUAGAGACGAUUUCGUGAGCAAAUUGCGCAUUCUUACUCUUGGCCGUGAGAAAGUACUUGAAACUCUUUAG
Molecule: messenger RNA, 1182 nt
Organism: Australozyma saopauloensis
Lineage: Eukaryota; Fungi; Ascomycota; Pichiomycetes; Serinales; Metschnikowiaceae
Exons: 1
Coding region: 1-1182 (393 amino acids)
Biological process (GO): carnitine biosynthetic process
Cellular component (GO): mitochondrion
Molecular function (GO): trimethyllysine dioxygenase activity; iron ion binding
Source: RefSeq, a predicted model, not a curated record